Messenger RNA from Talaromyces stipitatus ATCC 10500, 1627 nucleotides. RefSeq lists its product as uncharacterized. The transcript is spliced from 3 exons. The coding region runs from base 315 to 1388 and encodes 357 amino acids. The record is from RefSeq and is a predicted model, not a curated record. Gene Ontology annotation, biological process: mitochondrial fission. NCBI's taxonomy places the organism in Eukaryota, Fungi, Ascomycota, Eurotiomycetes, Eurotiales, Trichocomaceae. Gene Ontology annotation, cellular component: mitochondrion.
ACUCUCUCAAUUUUGGUUGAUGGAAAGGGGAUUAUAAAGGGAAGUUGUGUGCCACUUGAAUACAAAUACACCUCAUAUUUUUGCCGAAAAACUCGAAAUCUCAUUGUAUGGGUGUCAUCUUGCGCCUACUUCCGGAUCCCCGCAUUUGUAUACUACACUACAAUACCGUAUGCUAUAUCCGACAUUCCUGACGCUUAAUAAAGUCCUGCAUACCGAACUGUCCGACCGUUCUUUGAAUUCGUUCUUACAAAUACUGUGACUUGUGAAUAUAUCGCUGUCUGCUCAAACCGAUAGAAAACAUCAAGUUCAACAUCAUGUUCUGGGGAAAAGACAAAAGCGACAGUGACAGCGACGAAGUUCCCCGUGUCCGUGAGGAGUCUCGUCCAGAAUCCUUGAGAAGCCAGAUACCACGCCAGAAGCUCUCUCGCGAUCUACAGAAACUCGUCGACCGGGAAGAUGACUACUAUGACGAAUUAUACUCCCCAUAUUCUAUCGAUUCCACAAACACCAAGUUCAGAUAUGCGGCCUACGUCAAUCGAAUAAGAACCAUCUUGCUAUCCGCCCACCGCUAUGUCGCUUAUACUUCAGAUAUUGGCGAAUCGUUUCGUCCUGUCGCGCAUCCGUAUCUUGUUCGAGGUGCCUAUGCCAUUUCAUGGACAUAUAUCCUCGGCGAUGUAGGCCACGAAGGAUACAAAGCUUAUUUGCGUAAUCGGCGAGCAGUAAUUCCCCCCGGAGAGGCAUAUAAGGAUGCCACAGACCUGAAAGCAAACCACGUUAUGCUGGGAAUGGCUACUGGAAACAUUGGCGGUCCUUUAACAUCAGAAUCUGGACCACGCACCGAAUCGGAAGGUGGUGAUAAGUCAGAUCCGUUGGUUCCAUGGGCGACAACACGUAUCCCAUUGAUUGAUGAUUACCGAAUGGUUAUGGCAAAGCGUGCUGUUUUCCAGAGUAUCGCGAGUAUGGGAUUACCUGCAUUCACUAUUCACUCUGUUGUGCGAUACUCGGGCCGCGCUCUUAAGAAUUCGAAGAACACGCUUAUUCGCACCUGGGGUCCAAUCGGCCUGGGCUUGAGUGUUGUCCCCAUGUUACCAUACCUCUUCGACGAGCCUGUCGAGCAUGCCGUGGAGUGGUCAUUCGAGAAAUUAUGCCGUGCCAUUGAAGGCGAGCAAGCAGUUACGCCAUCACCUGCAUCUCGAGAUCUACCAGCAGACCAGGCAUUGCCGCUGAGCCAGGUACUUGCUUUGCAAGAACAAAAGAAACGCCAUGAGGGAGAUAUCGAGCCUUCCUGGGAAGAAUAUAAAGCAGAUCGACAACGUGAAAGAACUGAACGUAAAUCGAGCGGUGGAGUGAGUGGUUGGUUCGGAUUCGGCAAGGAAAAAGACGAGUAGGUCCAUAGCUGUGGAAUCGGCAAGGGUGGUCAUUUGCAUAUUCAGCGUUUCAUAUAUCUCCUGUCUGGAAAUAUCUCCUUACACAUUUCCAUUCUCAUAUUGUACAAAUAUCAGCAGCUGCUGUAUUAUUCUUGCGUUAUCGUUUCUCUUGUGUACGAUUCGGAUACCAUUAUUAGAUAUUUUGCAAUGUAUAUCGAGUAGUAUAACACAGUGAAGAAGACACGAUAUAAACGUGCAUC